Molecule: messenger RNA, 3555 nt
Organism: Penicillium verhagenii
Lineage: Eukaryota; Fungi; Ascomycota; Eurotiomycetes; Eurotiales; Aspergillaceae
Exons: 4
Coding region: 1-3555 (1184 amino acids)
Source: RefSeq, a predicted model, not a curated record
AUGCGCCUUCAUCUUGUUAUUUCGCGGCAUGGCUUGCCUGCCACCCGCGUUUUGUGGACAACUACCGCUGCCGCUUCGCUGGGAGAAUUUGGUACCCGUGGUGCUGCUCCGGCCUCUGUGAUUGCUUCCUCUCGGAACCCCAAUGUCGCGUUUUCUAAUGGCGGAUACACAAUUGCUCAACUGCUGGAAGACGUGAAUGAAGUUGUACCACUUGAGACAGAGCCAAGUGUUUUCGAUCCGGAGUUCAGUGGCCAGUGGGGCCUAGAAGAUUAUGUGGUGGAGGUCGGUGGAUCGGAAUGCCUGCAUUUCAUGGAAGUGGAGGGGUUGCUUAGAGAUGGCGAUGAAGUUGUCAUUCGUGCCUUACAGCUUGCAGAUCUACGUGCGAGGCGGCUGUGUGGUCGUCACCAGAUUGCUACAGAUGGCAAACAUCUUAUCGAUGGUGUCCCAUUUGGAUUGCCGUUCCUUAAGCGUGCUACCACUAGUCGGCCCGCUAUCACGAUCCCCCCGCGGAAAAAACGUCGAACUGUUUUCUCUUCUGGCUGGGACCAAGAUGCUGGAUUCGAAUAUGGAGACCCAAACCCUGCUGAUGAAGAGGGUGACGGGGAGUGGCUGCCACCGACUGAUACUGGAUUCGGAAAGGAGCUCUCCGUGCUGCCUGUAGAGCAUGACAUGUCUAUGGGAACAGUUAUCAGACAUCCUAUUGAUUAUUCUGCGGAUGAGGAUAGCGACGAUGGGUAUGAACCUGAAGAGGACGAGCUCGAAAGUGAGCUCAAGGCCUUGAAGGAGGAUUUUGAAGAGCCUGUUCAAAAUUUUGAUGACAUCCGGAACCAAACCCAACAAGCUGGCGAGCUCUUGGUGGGACGUCCCAACUCUGCGGGCAAUAGACCUGGCUCUGCCAGUACACUCCCUGGAGGAUCGUUAAAAGUGGCCUCCGCUCCUAAAGAGGAAUUAGAUGAUGAAAAUUCAGAUGCAUCCGACUCAUCUUCAUCUGAUUCUAGUUCCGAUGAUUCUUCAUCCGAGGAAGAAAUGCUCACUCCAAAUAAAGCACGGCGCUCCCUCAUGGCUCCUCCUGGCCAGGGUACCAUACGAACCAAGAAAAGCAAUACCCGAUAUAAGCUUCGUCGCCGUCUAUCCAAGCUCAAGGAGAUUGGCCAACUCCCCAGCAAUGCAGAUUUUGCUGCGCUGCGAACCUGGGAAGAAGAAAACGGAGGCUGGCAUUUCCCUGAAGAGCCAAGCAUUAUGUCUGUUACAGUAAGCAAAGAGGAGAAAAAGGAGCAAGCCCAGCGGGAGUUUGAAGCUAAACGGCAGCAACUUCUACGUGACCUCGCAGCUUGCGGCCAUGAUGUAGAGGAUACGUCUGGAAAGGAAAAUGUCCCUCCACGCACCUCCACUGUCUCUGCACCUGCGGUCCCUGAUUCAGUUGUCCUCGAGGAGACUAAAUCUGAGACCCCUGAAACAGAACGCGCAAACCGACGUACUUUGGAUAUUGCGAGUUCGCAACGACUUCUUUUCGGGUCUCUUGGGGUACGCGCACCCAAAACCAAAGAAGAUGAAGAGGCUAUUAUGAGCAAGCUAGCAGCCCAGGCCAGCAGGGUUCAAAAAAAGCGAGCUGAAAAGCCGCCUGUCGAAGAGGAGUUGCCCAUGGAAGAAGAGAGUGAUGAUGGCAUUGUCAACUGGGAAGAUAAGCUCAACAUCAAGGCCACAGAAUGCGUGUUCGACGAUAUCACGCUGACGGCCCCGCCGUUUCCCUUUCAAAAUCGCUGGGACUCGGAAGCGGAUGCCAUCAUUCGAGGGCGCCUAGGUUGGAACAAGAAGCGCAAGCGGAAGCACAGAGUCCAGGUCUACGAUGGGGCCGAAGAAUAUUAUGAGGGCCAGUAUGAGGAUGAUGCCUACAACGCCGAGCAAGAAUAUGAAGAUCACGCCUACAAUACCGAGCAAGGAUAUGAAGAUCAUGCCUACAACACCGAGCAAGGAUAUGAAGGUGCCGACAAUCACGAGAUCACGCUUAACUACGACGAGGAAGAACAGGAACCGGAGACUAGCUUUCAUGAACAAGCUCACAUGGCUACCGUCGAUGACCUUCCUGUUUUUCCCGAUGACUCGGAUUGUGUGACGGACUUGCUUGAAUGUGAAGUGAAGCCGGGAGCCAUUAUUGCUUUUCGGCAACUAGAUAUGUCCAAGGCAACAAAUUGGCAACCUCGCAUGUCAGACUACAGAGUAGCCGAAGUCCAAAAGGUUGAAAAUAACAUCAUCCAUGUUCGACUAGCGAUACGUGAUUGGAUCCACAAGGAAGAACCUGUGGAAUCGGAAGACGAUGGGCGCCGACUUUACAGUGGCUUUGAGAUGCCCGGAUUCGAUGACGAAGAAGGAGAGGACGACGGCCAUCGCGAACUGGUUUAUACGGAACUCAGCGACCCAAAGCUUCUGAAACCGGGGCCAUGGGGCGUGGACAAUGACUUGGGGGUGGACAAAGGCGUUGCUCAAGAAGAUAGCAUUGUCUCCGUAAUUGCGGAUUCGAUGCCAAAUGCUCAGCUGGCUCCUCCACUGGACGACAUGGACCUUGAUGAAACGACAUUUGUCACUCUGGUCACCGCUCACGAAUCUCCGCAAAGGCUCUCGGACGUUCCAUCUAUUCGAACCCCCGGUGGCACGACGAUCACUGCGAUUCGCCAGGAUGCCGACGAUGAGCACAGUGACAGCCCUGCCGUACCCUCGCCAUCAUUCUCUGGGUUCCAUUCUGCGCGGUCUUCUCCUGGAAUGAGAUUACGCUUCAACGCCCAGGUUGAGGACAGCAAUCUUGACGGUCUCACUCUUGUUGGUGAGGCUCAGUCCGUUCUCGACGCCUCCAACCAGGAUAUUUCGGCCCUUUCAUUCUUAUCCGCCAAUGAAUCCAUCUCCCACAAUGGAUCUCAAAUCCAGGGGCAGCAUGAUCGCCAGGUCGUUGACGAGCCACAGCAUGCUCUUGGGGCUAGUGGAUCGGGACCUGACUCCUUAUUGACUCAGGUUCAUAACACAAACGGCUCCAACUCGGACCAGUCCAAGUCCCCGCCUGCCCCGGCACGGAGUAUUGUUGAAGAAACUCCCGAGAACCGAGAAGAGCCUUCUGGGUCUUGGGAAGAUAUCCUACGCACGAGUUCUCAGGAAAACACUGAUGAGGAAAAAGAAGCAGACCAUGAAGACGAAGACAGUCUUCUUCACAGCAAUCAAAGUCCUGCUCUGACCCCCCGCCCAUCCCCGCCUUGCUCGCCUUCCUCCAGCUCACGUUCUGCGCACAUUCCACCUCCCAGCGCUCAGCCCGAGGUUCUCUCUCAGAAAUCAAAAAAACCAAAGACGACCACCAAGCUGAAGAUCGAACCUCCCACCUCGCCUGCUCGCUUCAAGAGCCGUGCUGAUCGCCCUUCUGCCUCUCAAAUGAACGCAUCGCAGAUGUCCGAGUUAAUAGAUCUCACGUCGAGCCCAAUUCCCGAAAGCCAACUUCCCAGGGAACUUCCAACCGUUCUUUCCUCAAACAGCGGCCGUAAAAAGAGCAAGAAGCGGCUGUCGCGCAAGUUUUGA